UGGCUUCAAACUCACAUCAGGUUUCUAUAUCUAUAUCUGGUCUGAAGAUUGGAUGCUGAGCCCAAUACUGAACGGCGGCUCUGACGUAUAUCUAUAUUUAAAUCGGGAAAACUCUGACACUGUCAGUUGCUUAGAUAUGUUCUACUAGGAAGGAAGCUUUGAAGAUCAAAAUUAUUGCAACCAUGGGUGAUAUUCAGUAUUCUAUUUUCAAAUCGGAAAUCCAUAAUCAUAACAAUGCUGUUGAGAGGAAAAAAAUGAUAUCAACAGUACGCAGCUUCCAAAGAUUAUUUCUUUUGUUCCUAGUGGCUUGCACACUAUUUGCUACAUCAAUUAUAGUAAACGGCUAUUUGAACAGUGGGCGAGAUAAAUAUGUGGCAGCUGUAGUUGAAUACGCGCCUUUAGAAUGGGACGGCUUCGAAAAACCGAAAGAUUUGUUUCUCAGGAAUGCCAACCGUUUUGUAACGAUCAUCGAAAGAGCUGCCAAAGAGAAUGCUGACAUAAUAGUUUUCCCGGAAUGUGGUCUGACAACACUGAACAUCCCAGUGAAGAGAGAGGGCAUCACUGAAUACACCACUUUCAUACCGAACCCCGUUGAGAAAAGAACGCCUUGCACUGAUAACGAUACCGGGUUAGCUGAGCACCUGCGUGUUCUGUCUUGUGCGGCGAAGAACAACAAGAUGUAUGUAGCUGUCAAUAUGGACGAGAAAAUCACGUGUGAAUCGGACAUGCAGGGCUGUCCCAAAGAUCACCUCAUAUUUUUCAACACCAACAUUGUAUUCGACAGGAAUGGAACAAUCAUAGCCAAGUACCGAAAAUUCAACUUGUUCAAGGAACCGGAAUUCAACUCAACAAUUUUCCCAAUCUAUGCAGUGUUCAAGACGGACUUUGGAGCCACUUUUGGGAUGUUUAUAUGUUUUGAUAUAUUAUUUGCUCAGCCAGCCGAAGUCAUAGUAUCAAAGUAUAAAGUCACCGAUAUUCUCUAUUCAACUGCUUGGUUCUCAGAGUUGCCCUUCCUUACAGCGGUACAAACCCAAGCCGGUUACAGCUACUCUAUGAACGUGAACCUGCUUGCAUCCGGCUACAACCGUCCUGACCUGUACAGUGGUGGAAGUGGAAUCUAUGCGGGUGAGGAUGGCCCCGUGGUCACCACAAUGCCUGCCUUCCGAACCACCCGUCUGCUAGUCGGCGAGCUCACCAUCUACGGCACGGGACGCAAACGGCCCGUCUGCGAAUACGCCGACAGUUGUCCGCUCUCCAAGGGCAAGGUGAUCGAUAUCCACUUCAACGACACACACGACAAGGAGGGGAUGUUGUUUCUGAAAGAUGACCUCUCGAAGUACUCGACUGAGUUUAUUGAAGAAACUACCAGCUACGAACACGCUAUGAUCCAACACUUAGGGGACGAUAAGGAGACUAACUUGGAGUACAGCAGAAACGGGUUCAACUGUAGUAUCACUGUCACCUGGUUCCGGGAUGACACUUCAUCUAACAACAAAGGUCCCGUCUAUAGACUGGUCGCACACUCCGGCAUCAGAUCCUUUGCAGGUGUGAGAAGUGCCUACAUAGAAGUGUGUGCCUUAGUAGCGUGCGCUGAUAGGACAAUCGAGUCCUGUGGACAUAGACCGUCGUUCGAGAACGUCUCCUCCCGUACACAGGUCAAGAACGUCAACAUCCACACGGAGUCCCUCAACAUUACCACACCGUUUGUCAGUACGCUCGACUCUAAUAUCUAUCCUCUAAUGGGGAACGAGUUGUCGUUCAUUGAGUCGAUUGAUAAGUUCCGGGGGUAUAUACAGAAGACCUACUUGUUCCUGGAGAAACCCAAAGAUGAUUUGAUUACGUUUGGGGUGUAUAAACUGUGAUGAAGACUGAUCCAACAUGUGAUGUACUUAGUUUUGUAUGAGAUUUUUUUAGUUUUAGACCCGAUUUCUAGAUAAUUUAUCAAAUCUUAGGUUGGGCGUACACCGGUUAGUGAAGAUAAGACUAGUUACGUUUAGUCACAAUACUUCACAUAGUUGCUUAUGAAGACAUGACUAAUCAGUGUGAGUUGCGUCAUAAGAAACAAUGUGAAAUAUUGUGUGCAUGAUCAUGUCUUGUCUUGUCUUGACUAACUGGUGUGUGCCUAGCCUAAUAAACCAUCAAAUUUAUAUGUUUAAUGGUCCAUCAGAUUUAAUAAGUAUCCUAGAAACCGGCCAUUAAAAUAAUAUUGUUCCUCCAAUUUACCACUAAACUAGUACUUGAUAAUCUGAUCUAUGUUUUAAGAGAUGUAGAACUGUUCAUGUAGUGCUAAUACAAUACUGUGUCUUAUUAGUUUUUUUCAUUUACUUGAAUAGUUUCAUUUCUAUAAGAUAUGGCUAAGUCGGGGACGGUCGACACUGUUAAACUUCUCCCUCCAUGGCUGGACUCUCAACUCAGGAAUAGAGAGUACAAUAAAAGGUAGACUCAACUUGCUACGCUCAUUUAAUUGAAUAUAUUAUUUUAAAUUAGGGAUAGAAACAGUUCUGGACGAUUACCUGUUGUUCAUACCAAAUUUUUUAAUUAAUUACUGUCAAUAAAUGACUGAAACAAUAUCUGUGCUUCAAUGCAUUUUGCUGUCCGUUAUGGGGAAAAGUUUUAUUUUUAUACAGUAAAGACCAAUAAUCUGAACACUAAUUGGCAGUUGUGUCAUGUUUAGGAUAGAACUCAACUCUGCACAAGCACAAUAUCUCAAAUGAGUCAGCACAAUUUGAGUUCAAAGCAAAUCAGAAUAGCUGGUGCAAGCUACAGUCGUAUUUAUUGUGCUGUGUUUAAACCACAAGCUGAUCCAAUAUAGUUUAAAUUUAUUCUUUGCUUAUCCUGACAAAUUAUUGUGUUUUUGAAAUUGUUAUAUUUAUUGUAAUAGCUUCAUUAUUUUGAGGAAUGAUGAUUAAGCGAUAUCUUUUCCUCGACUUUUCUAGUUUUAUUUAUACAAUAAAAAAUGAUAAUAUUCGCAUGGCUUCUAUUGGUGGAGAGUCCCUGACGGAAAUUCCACUUCGCCUGAGUAGCGAAGUACAUAAUUAAAGCCAUCAAUGGGCCUCACGACUGUUAUAUAUCAGCCAGGACCGAGAAUUCUACGUGCUCAUCCGAUACAAUGAAUUAUUCAAGUGGAACAAGACACAGUAUUUUAUAAUUUUCAUUAGUACCUAAUAAUUUGUUCAAAGAAAUGUGUACAAAAGGAACAAAUGAUUACUAAUAAGUCAUUAAUGUUACCUGUAAUUUUUAUUAAUGUGUUGAUAUGUUUUAAUGUUUGAGUCAAGUCAAUUUUACUAAGGACUGUUUGUGUAAAUUCAGACCUCAUCUGAACAGCAACCUGUUUGUACUAAGAUCUAUUUUAUUAUAUUUUUAUAUCAUAUUUAACAGUAAAGGCGAUGCAAUAAUUUAAUCUAAGCAGUGAUGUGAAGAAAUGGUUGAAAAAGUAAAGAAUUAGAACGAAUAUGGUUAUGGUCUAUGUCACACUAAAGGAACUUAAAUUAAAUUUCAUGAAUGACCGAUUUUAUGAAUAUUUUGAUACUAUUAUUGUCCACUAACAAUUCCUAACAUUCACAUUUGCUCAAAUACAAGUGAUAUUCGUUAUUUUUCAAAAGUAUUGUAAUCAAAUAUAACUAGUUAAUGUUGAAAAUAUCAAAUGUGAUUUUAGAUCAAAUUCUGCAGAAUUCAAUGGUAAAUGUAUUCCACUAUUAUAAAAAAUUAUCGAGCA
Molecule: messenger RNA, 3715 nt
Organism: Nilaparvata lugens (brown planthopper)
Lineage: Eukaryota; Metazoa; Arthropoda; Insecta; Hemiptera; Delphacidae
Product: vanin-like protein 1
Exons: 7
Coding region: 183-1862 (559 amino acids)
Molecular function (GO): hydrolase activity, acting on carbon-nitrogen (but not peptide) bonds, in linear amides
Source: RefSeq, a predicted model, not a curated record